AUGGCGCCCAGUAAGAAGUCGAAGAGUGUGAACAAGCGCUUCACCAAUGAAGCCUCUCCAGAAAUAAGUCACUCAAGCAAAACCAAGCAACGAAAGAAGAAAUUGACUGACAAGUUGGGACCUCAGUGGACCAGAGGAGAGCUUGAGCGUUUCUAUGAUUCCUAUCGGAAGCAUGGUGGAGACUGGAAAAAGGUAGCUGCUGCAGUGAGGAAUAACCGGUCUGUUGACAUGGUGGAAGCCCUUUUCUAUAUGAAUCGGGCAUAUUUGUCCCUGCCCGAAGGAACUGCGUCUGUGGCUGGCCUCAUUGCAAUGAUGACUGAUCAUUACAGUGUCAUUGAGGGGAGCGAAAGUGAAGAAGAAGAAGGACCCGAAGCUACUGUAGUACCGAGGAAAUAUCAGAAGCGAAAACGUGCUAAAGCUCCGCCCAGUGGUUCUCAGGAAGAAGUUAUUCCACCACAUCCAAUUGCAUCAGCAGAAGGAUGCCUCCCAUUUUUGAAACUGACCAAAGUCUAUGGAAAGGAGCGGCGUGCCACUGGGAAGCGUACACCUCGGUUUCUUGUACCAAGUCCUCGCAGGAUGGAUGAUAGAGAAGGUUAUACUCCACCAAAUAAAAGAUCCAAGAAACAGCUUGAUGCCGAUGAUGAUGACGAAUAUGCACAUGUUGUAGCAUUGAAAUCGAGAAGGGGAGGAGGGUCUCCAUAUAGGAGAACAGAACUCAAUGACAGCACGCCGGUUGGAAAACUGUCAAAAGCAAAGGAAGCUCAAUCCAAGCAGCGUGAUAGCUAUAUGUUUGAGAAUGGGAUGGGAAUAAGCCGAGAUAGGAGGCAUAAAAACGGAGCUCCUGAUAGAGAUGGUACCUUGGAGGUUUCCAAGAAGGGGAAAAGUGUAAGAUGUGAAGAAGCAGAAGGAAACGAUUCUGAUGACAGCGGAGAAGCAUGCAGGGCCAAUGAGAGACUCAGAACUAAAUCUCAGAAAGGAACUGUAUAUGUUGAAGCCUCAGGAGAUGAAUUAGAUGCUCUGCGUGCAUUGGCUGAAAUGUCAGCUUCACUGUCUCCGGCUCGUUUGAUGGAAUCAGAAUCAUCUGCACAGUUGAAAGAAGAGAGAAUAGCUAACAACAUGGAUGAGAAAUCUAAGACUCUUGAAACCGUAUCCACAAGGCAUCACAGAGAAAAAGCAAAACAAGCAGGACCAGAAGAUAGUCUCUUACAUGAAAUUUCAGCUGCUGAUAGUAGAAAACCAAAGCCUGCGCAGGAAUCCAUAGAUUGUAAUGCUGUUUCCGUAGGAGAGCUUAGCACCUCAAAAAGAAAACGUAAACCAAAGGAGUUGGGUGAAGAUGAUAAUUUGAAGACUCUGGUCAAAGCAAGACGUGCUGGUCAAGGUCCAGCAAAACAGCCGAAAACUGUCAAGACCUCGGCAGAAUUUCCUUCAACUAAUGAUAAGAUAAGAACUGAACCGGAUGUAAUAGUGACAGCUACACAAGUUUCAGAUUUAGGUCCAGCGAAUUUGCCGCAGAAACCUCCAAACAGGCGUAAGAUAGGUUUGAAGAAGAGUUUACAAGAAAGAGCUAAAUCUUCUGAAACCACUCAGGACAAGCCACACAAUGAUGAAAAAAAUUCAGAACAUAAAUCAUUAAAAGAGAAGGUUUCGACUUGUCUGUCAUGUCCAUUGGUUCGUCGAAGGUGCAAAUUUGAAUGGUUCUACAGCGCUAUUGACUAUCCCUGGUUUGCAAAGAUGGAGUUCAUUGAUUAUCUAAAUCAUGUGGGGCUCGGUCACGUUCCAAGACUUACUCGUCUUGAAUGGAGCGUCAUUAAAAGUUCUCUUGGUAGACCUCGGAGAUUUUCUGAGAGAUUCCUACAGGAAGAGCGGGAUAAACUCAAACAAUAUCGUGAAUCUGUGAGAAAGCAUUAUACAGAGCUUCGUGCAGGUGCAAAGGAAGGGCUUCCAACAGAUUUGGCCAGGCCUUUAUCAGUGGGGAAUAGAGUCAUUGCCAUCCAUCCUAAAACAAGGGAAAUUUGUGAUGGCAAGAUUCUUGCUGUUGAUCAUAACAAGUGCACCAUUCUGUUUGAUGAAUUGGGCGUUGACGUAGUUAUGGACAUUGAUUGCAUGCCUUUAAAUCCAUUGGAAUACAUGCCAGAGGGUCUGAGGAGGCAAAUUGAUAACUGCUUGUCAAUAAGCAAAGAAGCACAGUUUAACAGACGCUUAAACUCUGAUGCAUCUGUUCUGUUCCCUCCUUCCGUGCUUGAAAAUAUCGACUCUUCCAUUAAACCUCCUGUGAAACAGGAUGAUAAAGACAGGCCAGUCACUACUGAUCAGUUACAUAACACAAACAUUGGCAAAGCAAGAAGAGCUGAAAUUCAACGACCUCGGAUGCUGCAGCAUACUUCAGAUGCACAGGAAAUGGAGCCAGAAAUGCUUAGAAUUGUCAGUGGUUCAAAGUCAAUAGCCCAAGCAAUGGUCGAUGCAGCUAUGAAGGCUGCAUCUUCGGUGAAGGAUGGAGAAGACGCAGGGAAGAUGGUCCAACAAGCUUUAGACUCAAUUAGCGAACAUCAAGACCAAUCCAAUGGCAGCUUGGAUCAUCAUCAAAGCCGAUCUCCGUCAAACACAGCAGAGCAGAUGGCGAACGGAUUCAUCGGAUCAGGAAGAGACGAAACGCAAAUGCCUUCAGAGCUUAUCACCUCUUGUGUUGCAACUUGGCUCAUGAUUCAGAUGUGCACAGAGAAGCAGUACCCACCAGCAGACGUGGCUCAGCUGAUGGAGACGGCAGUGAGUAACUUGCAGCCACGGUGUCCCCAGAACAUGCCGAUCUACAGAGAGAUUCAGACUUGCAUGGGAUGGAUUAAGACUCAAAUCAUGGCUCUUGUUGCUUCGCCUAAUCUUACGAUCUGCUCCUCUCUCCGCUGUCAAAUAUCAAAUUCAGUGAUGAGGAGUGUUAUAAAAGUCCUCACCAAUGAGAUUCUGGAACUUGAUAAAGAGAUCGGGUUUAGGCUUCAAAUUCUUCUUGGUAACGCUGAGGAGAAUAUUGAUAUUGGUGCUGAAGAAGUUCAAGCAGCAGCUGGCAACGACCGGAGAUUGGCAACGACCGGAGAAUCCUCCGGAAACAAUAAAGGAGAUGAUGAUGGCAAAGUCGGCGGGAAAAGCCAACGAAAGGUUGGUCUUGCUUACGAUGAGGCCAUGUGCAAACACCACACACCUGACGGCAAGGAUCAUCCAGAGUGUCCCGAUCGCAUCAAAGCUAUCUGGAAUAAGCUUGAGCUCGCCGGAGUCUCUCAAAGGUGUGUGGUUCUUGGUGGUAGGAAAGCAGAAGAUAAGCAUCUACAAUUGGUUCACACGAAGGAACAUGUUAAGUUAGUCAAGAGUUUAAGCACAAAGCAGAAAGAUUAUCGGAGAAACAGGAUUGCUUCACAGUUAAAUUCAAUAUACCUUAACGGAGGCUCAUCUGAAGCCGCAUAUCUUGCAGCUGGAUCUGUUGUAGAGGUGGCAGAGAAAGUUGCAGAAGGAGAGUUAGAUAGUGGCUUUGCUAUUGUCAGGCCUCCAGGGCACCAUGCUGAGGCAGAUGAAGCCAUGGGAUUUUGUUUAUUCAACAAUGUAGCAGUUGCUGCUAGUUAUUUACUAAACGAAAGACCGGAUCUAGGUAUCAAGAAAAUUCUGAUCGUUGAUUGGGAUGUUCAUCAUGGAAAUGGUACACAGAAGAUGUUCUGGAAAGAUCCUCGUGUACUAUUUUUCUCUGUUCAUAGGCACGAGUAUGGAGGUUUCUAUCCAGCUGGUGAUGAUGGAUACUAUAGCAUGGUUGGGGAAGGUACAGGUGAAGGUUUCAACAUAAACGUUCCAUGGGAGCAUGGAAGAUGUGGAGAUGCAGAUUAUCUUGCUGCAUGGGACCAUAUCUUGAUUCCUGUGGCGAAGGAAUUUAAUCCGGAUAUUAUUUUGUUGUCAGCUGGUUUUGAUGCAGCUAUUCGUGAUCCGCUUGGGGGUUGUCGAGUCACACCAUAUGGAUAUUCUGUCAUGUUAAAGAAGCUGAUGGAUUUUGCACAAGGAAAGAUUGCGAUGGCGUUAGAGGGAGGUUACAACCUUGACUCAAUUGCAAAAUCUUCUCUCGCUUGCGUCCAAACUUUGCUUGAAGACAAAGCAAUUCAAGGUUCUUCUGAAGCAUAUCCAUUUGAGUCUUCAUGGCGUGUCAUACAAGCGGUACGCAAGAGGCUAUCCGCAUAUUGGCCUUCACUUGCAGAUGAAUUAUCGUGGAAGCUGAUUGAUCAGAAAACACCUACUCCAAGUAUCCUUAUCUCAAGCUCUGAUUCUGAAACUUCACUUGGUAACGCUGAGGAGAAUCUUGCUGAGGCUGAAGCAGCAGCUGUAGAUGGUGGUCAAGCAGACGCUGAAGCAGCUGGUCUUGGUGUCUUUCCCAAACAUAACGCUGGAACAAGUGUCAUCCCAAAUCAAGGCAGCAGCACAUCGGCAGCAGCACAAGUUUCAGCCAUAAAGAGUGGUGUUUGUGAACAGCAAUGGCCAAGGAGCUUGUUUCUCUCCAAUUUCUCCCACCACCGCUUCACAUUUCUCGCCAGUUCCCUACCCUCUCUCCUCCUUCAACACUCAAUCUCCGUCCAAAACCCAAUCUUUCUCCGCCGAUCAAACACCCGCUCUCGCCGCAACAGAACUUCCAACGACGACGAAGGAAUCCCAGCCACCGAAGUCAAAACCAUCGCCAAAUUCAAAUCCCGCCACAAUUACAUCAGAGUCAUCGACAUCUCCCGGAAAGCCGACCACCCACUCGCCGGCUCUCGCCUCCUCCUCCUCGACAAUCCCGGUAACAUUCACAGCAUCUCCUUCCUUCUCAAAACCUUAACCGAUUGUUACUUCGACGUUUUCGCUACCCUGCCUCCGACUAUCCCUCCCGGACCCAUCGGCGUUCUCGGAUUCGGAGCCGGGUCAACCGCCCGAUUGAUCCUCGAGCUUUACCCGCCCGAGAUCACAAUCCACGGAUGGGAAAUCGACCCUUCUGUGAUCGACGUCGGUAGAGAGUUCUUCGGUCUCUCUAAGCUCGAAAUGGAUCAUAAAGGUAGGAUUUUUAUCAACAUUGGGGACGCAUUGAGCGCUAGCGUUAGAACCGGGUUCUCGGGUAUUUUAGUGGAUUUGUUUAGUAAAGGGAGUGUGAUCAAAGAGCUCCAAGAUCCAAAAGUGUGGGAGAGUUUGAAAAGUAGGUUGAGGAAGAGAGGGAGGAUUAUGGUGAAUGUUGGAGGAAGAUGUGUGGAAGCUGAGGAUUCUGAGAGAGAUGGAGAUUUGGUUAUGGAGGAGACGUUGAAAGCGAUGAGCAGUGUUUUUGGUGAUAAGCUCUUUGUGCUAACGCUUGGGAAUGGGAAUGAUAGCUCUGUGGCGUUAACCGGUGAUCUACCGGAUCUUGAUGCGUGGAAGGAGAGGCUACCGGUUAGGGAAUUGAGUAGCUAUGUUGAUUUGUGGAGACCGUAUUCAGAAAUUGAGAUGUUAGAGCCUCAUGAAGCUUAG
Messenger RNA from Microthlaspi erraticum, 5493 nucleotides. The record is from the annotation of a GenBank genome assembly. NCBI's taxonomy places the organism in Eukaryota, Viridiplantae, Streptophyta, Magnoliopsida, Brassicales, Brassicaceae.